AUGGCUUCUGGACCAAUCAUCAAGUCGAUAGAGCCCUUACACGUCGGUCAAUUCCUGUUCGUCCGCAUCGAGACCGACAGCAAUAUUGUCGGAUGGGGAGAGGGCGGAGUUUGGGGUCACAUUGAGGCCGCAGCAACGGCUGUCACGCGUUUUGCCGAAUAUCUGGUUGGCAAGCCUGCAUUCACCAUUGAGCAUCACUGGAAUGUGAUGCAUCGAUUCAGCUAUUUCCAAGGUCUAGCCAUCAAUGCCGCCAUCUCCGGAAUUGACAUCGCGCUUUGGGAUAUCAAGGGCAAAGCACUGGGUGUCCCAAUCUACGAGCUGCUGGGAGGUGCGUGUCGUACAAAAGCUCGGGUCUACGGACACAUCUACGAGAAGACCAUCGAGGGUGUCUUGGAAGAGUGCAAGCGAAAGAUGGACAUGGGCUAUACUGCUUUUGGUCACAUCAAUCCCUUCCUCGACGAAGGCAACGACCAGGUCUACUUCAAGACCCACGUCAAGAAAAUGCAAGAUGCGGCCGAGAACGUCCAUAAAAUGCGCGCUGUCGUAGGAGACAAGGUUGAUCUGCUCAUCGAGUUGCACCGUCGCCUGAGUCCGGCAGAGGCCGUCACAUUCACCAACCUCAUCAAGGAUGACAAUCCAAUGUUCGUCGAGGAUCCAAUUCGCCCUGAGAAUGCCGAUGCAAUGGCUCGUGUCGCCGACCGGAUCGCGGUACCCAUAGCCACCGGCGAGCGAUUCUUCACAAUCUACGAGUUCCAGGCGUUGCUCAGCAGAAACGCUCUGGAAUAUGUACGUGUCGAUGUAGCAGUAUGUGGAGGAAUCACCGGAGCAAAGAAGGUCGCGGCCAUGGCAGAAGCCCACAACUGUCAAGUCGUUCCCCAUAAUCCACUCUCACCUGUUGGACUGGCAGCCUGCCUCCAGAUUGCUGCGGCUAUCCCGAACUUCGCCAUACAAGAGUAUGCUACUGGUUUUGAAGCUGGUGUCUUCACUUCGACCAUUGAACAUCUCGGUGCCAACAUUGUUGAUCAUGUACCCGAGGUAAAGGACGGCUUUGUAGACAUUCCCACCGGGCCAGGACUUGGAGUUAAUGUGCUUGAUAACGCUCAAUCAAUCCGCGCCCCUUUUGUCCAGCCGAUCAGCAUGAGGCUUCACAAAGAUGGGUUCGUUGUAGACCAGUAG
Messenger RNA from Aureobasidium namibiae CBS 147.97, 1176 nucleotides. RefSeq names its product enolase C-terminal domain-like protein. The coding region runs from base 1 to 1176 and encodes 391 amino acids. The record is from RefSeq and is a predicted model, not a curated record. The transcript has a single exon. Gene Ontology annotation, biological process: amino acid catabolic process. NCBI's taxonomy places the organism in Eukaryota, Fungi, Ascomycota, Dothideomycetes, Dothideales, Saccotheciaceae.